Messenger RNA from Durio zibethinus, 4523 nucleotides. Its product is annotated as autophagy-related protein 11-like. The record is from RefSeq and is a predicted model, not a curated record. Gene Ontology annotation, biological process: reticulophagy; piecemeal microautophagy of the nucleus; autophagosome assembly. Gene Ontology annotation, cellular component: phagophore assembly site membrane; Atg1/ULK1 kinase complex. NCBI's taxonomy places the organism in Eukaryota, Viridiplantae, Streptophyta, Magnoliopsida, Malvales, Malvaceae. Gene Ontology annotation, molecular function: molecular adaptor activity; protein kinase binding.
UCUUCUGAGCAGAGACAUAGCAGAGAGAGAGAGAGAGAGUCAGAGAGAAACAGAGAGCUCUUCUGCUGACACCGUCGUGGUUACUUCCCGCAGAAGGUUCUUUGUGAUUUUCCAUUAAAAAAGAACUCGAAGAAGAAGACGUAGAUAUUAAAAAAUAAUAAUAAAAAAUUUUAUAUGGAAAGGGUUUCGGUGCAUAGAAACCUUGUUCCGACCCUAAAAAAGAACUUGCAGAUUCCUUCUCUUCAUGUAAUCGCUUUUGAUUUUCGUUUCUUCUUAGCUUCCAUUCUUUUUUUCUUGUCCUAUUCGAAACCUUGUUAAUUUUUGGGAGGUUAAAUUCUUUUUUGAGUUUGUGAACAAAAAAAAAAAAAAAGAAACUUGGGAAUUAUCUGAGGAUUCCAGGGUGGAGUUUUUUUCUGGGUCCGCUGUAAUUUAUUGUAUUUGGUAGUGGGUCGAUGAGAAUUGGGUUUUGGUGGCAUUAUAAUUUGUGGGUCUGUUGAAAAUUCAGCUUUUGUGGAUAAAUUUUAUGGUCGGUCUGUUUUGAUUUAGGGGUUUUGAGAAGGAUUUAAGGUUAAAUUUUGAAUUUUACUGGUUUGAUUUAUGUUUCUGGGGAGCCUUUGCAGAUAUAUAGCUGGAUUUUGUGAAUAUUAGGUGUUUUAUUAGUAACGGCUGAGAUUUUUGUAAGUUUCCCCAUUUGGGUGUGGGUUAAUUGGCGAAAGGAUUGAAUUUUGAGUGGUUUAUUUUGGAUUUAUAUUGUGGUUUCUAGGGAGCUGAAGAUAAGAUGAGUUCAAGUAUCACAGAGAAUUUGAUUGCUGAAGGGAAGCUUUUGGUUCAUGUAGCUGAAAAUGGAUAUUCUUAUGAGCUCGAUUGUGAUGAAACGACAUUGGUCAAGGCAGUUAUGCAAUCGAUUGAACCAGUUUCUGGCAUCCCUUUUAAUGACCAGCUUGUUCUAUGUGCAGACUUGAAACUUGAGCCUCAAAGGCCACUUUCUACAUAUAAGCUUCCCUCUAGUGACAGCGAAGUCUUCAUCUUUAACAAGGCAAGGCUGCAAACUAAUUCCCGACCACCACUACGAGAGCAAAUUGAUAUAGUUGAAGUUUCAGAACCCCGGCCGCUGGCUUCUUCUAGUGACCCUCAUCCUUUGGAUGAUUCUCCUGACCCUGCUUUGAAGGCUUUACCUUCUUAUGAGAGGCAAUUUAGGUACCACUAUCACCGUGGACGUGCUAUAUAUAAUCGAACACUAGCAAAGUUUGACUAUUGUGAAAGGCUGUUGAGGGGGCAGAAAGUUCAGGAGAGGGCAUUGGGAGUUGCAAGUAGUAGUUUAAAUCGAUAUUAUGGGAUGAUUAACCAAAAUUGUUCAGAAUUUAUGAAGCAGUAUAAACAGAAACAUCGUUAUCAUACUGAUUUAUUGGCAAACUUUGAUAAGGAUAUGCAGAAGUUGAGAUCCAUCAAGCUUCACCCUACAUUGCAGACUGUUAAUAGAAAAUACUUACUGGAUUUUGUGAAGGAAGAUAAUUUAAGGAAGUCUGCGGAAAAUUAUUACAGCUUCCGCAGGAAGUUUGACAACAAAGUUGCACAUUUCAAUGAGAUGUUUGGUGAAGUGAAGCGCAAGGUAGAGGAGUUGUUCACUUCGAGAGCUUCCUUGCCUAUUAAGAAUUUAGAACUAACCAUUAAGGAGCAUCAGAGGUACCUCAAUGAACAGAAGAGCAUUAUGCAGUCUUUAAGCAAAGAUGUCAAUACAGUAAAGAAGCUUGUAGAUGAUUGUCUGUCCUGCCAAUUAUCUUCCUCCCUUCGUCCUCAUGAUGCAGUUUCAGCCCUGGGUCCUAUGUAUGAUGUGCAUAACAAGAGUCAUCUGCCCAAGAUGCUGGCUUGUGAACGUGCAAUAUCAAAGCUGCUUGAGUCUUGCAAGGAUAAGAAAAAUGAAAUGAACAUCUUUUUUCACAGUUACAUGCAAAAGACAACGUAUAUUACCAGCCACAUCAAGAAUGUUAAGUUGCAGUUUCCUGUUUUCGAAGAGGCAAUGAUGCGUCUGGAGGAUCUAUUUAUAGACCUUAAAUUGGUCCGUGGAAUUGGUCCUGCAUACAGAGCCUGUCUUGCUGAAAUAGUAAGAAGAAAGGCAUCUAUGAUUCUUUAUAUGGGCAUGGCUGGUCAGCUGGCUGAAAGGCUAGCAACAAAGAGAGAAGUUGAGGUCAGGAGACGAGAGAAGUUUCUAAAAGAACAUGGUUUGUACAUACCCAAGGAUGUAUUGGCUUCCAUGGGGUUAUAUGACACCCCUAACCAGUUUGAUGUCAAUAUAGCUCCUUUUGACACUACAUUGCUUGAUAUUGAUAUUCCUGACCUGGACUAUUAUGCUCCUGAGUGUUUAGUAGGACUGCCUACUAAGGUUGAGAAGCCUGCUACCUUAAGAGGUUCGAUUUCCAUGUCUAAUGAGAGUUCUCAUUUGGCCGAUACUAAAGAGAUUGGUGUAGAUACUCUUGAAAAAGAUGAUUCUGAUGACUUCCUUGAGGGAUGUGAAUUGGUAGAGAUUGCUGGAACUAGCAAGAUGGAAGUUGAGAAUGCAAAACUGAAAGCUGAACUUGCUUCUGCAGUAGCCCUGAUUUGUUCUUUAGGUCCUAAAUUUGAAUAUGGAACACUUGAUGAUAGUAAAGUCAAUACUUUAUUGAAAAAUACUGCAGAAAAGACUGCUGAAGACUUGCAUCUAAAAGAUGAGUUUGGAAAACACCUCCAAUCCAUGCUCAAGGAAAAACAAAUUCAGUGUGUUUCAUAUGAGAAGCGCAUUCAGGAACUGGAGCAGAGAUUGUCUGAUCAGCAUUCGCAGGGGCAGAAGCUUAAAACUAAUGAUAUCGCUGACUUUGGUCUCCUGGCUUCAAAGGCUGAUGACUGCAAGCCAGAACUCUCAGGUUAUGAGGUGAAUGUGCCUCGCAUAUCUACAUCCGAGCCCAUGGAUGAGGUUUCUUGCCUUUCAAAUUCUUUGGAUGCAAAUCUGGGCCUUUUUACACGGCAAUUAAGCAAAGGUCAAGAAGAGGUUGAUCAGAAUAUGAUGGAUUCCUCUGGAAUGCUCAACCUGCAGUUUGAUUCAUCAAUGCAAGAACCGCAUCGAGAAGAACUGCAAGUUGGUGAGAAAGAUGGGAAAGAUAAGAUGGUGGGACAGUCUGGCUUGUCACUCAGUAACAGUUCUACCGCUGAGAGCAUGCCUGAGCCUCUGAAUGCUUUACCUUUACCUUGUGAGACAGCAGCUGAGCUGGUUUUAGAUUCUAAAGUUAGGGAGGAUCUUAUGUUGGAAUUACAAAGUGCAAUUACAGAGAAGUUGAACCAAUUAAUUGAAACUAAAACCAAGCUUAGAGAUGCUUUGGAUGAGGUUUCCAUGCUUAGGAGGGAGAUGGAAACGAGUCGUAAACUUCUUGAUGAAUCUCAGAUGAAUUGUGCUCACUUGGAGAAUUGUUUGCAUGAAGCAAGAGAGGAAGCCCAAAUUCAUUGUUGUGCUGCUGAUCGAAGAGCCUCAGAAUAUAGUGCACAGCGUGCCUCAGCUGUGAAGAUGCGUGGUCUUUUUGAAAUACUUCAAAAUUGUGUCUACGCUCCUGGUGGGAUGGCCAGUUUUGCUGAUUCUUUGCGUGCUUUGGCUCAGUCCUCAGCCACCUCCGUUAGUGAUGGUGAAGAUGAUGGCAUUGCUGAGUUCCACAAAUGUAUCCGGGUCCUUGCCGAAAAAGUUGGUUUCUUGUCCGGGCAUCUUGAAGAGCUGCAUGAGAAGAACUCUAGUUUUGAAGCAGUAAAUGAACAGCUUAGAAAGGAAUUGGAAGAGAAAAACGAUCUAGUUAAAACUCUGUAUACUAAGCAUCAACUGGAGAUGCAGGCAAACAAGGAAAAGAUUUCUUUCAGCCGCCUGCAAGUCCAUGAGAUUGCUGCAUUUGUACUUAAUUCAGCUGGGCAUUAUGAGGCAAUCACUCGAAACUGCUUUAACUACUAUUUGUCUGCUGAAUCUGUUGCCUUGUUUACCGAUCAUCUCCCUAGCCAACCUUGCUAUAUCGUUGGGCAGAUUGUGCAUAUUGAGCACAAAACUGUGAAGCCAUUGCUAGAUUCAUCAACUAGACCUGAACAUGGUAGGGCGGAUCCUAUUUAUCAACUGACUUCUGACAAAGGGACAGAGCAGUUAACCUUGAAUUCUGGAUCAAGUUUGAACCCCUAUGGUCUCCCUAUUGGAUGUGAAUACUUCAUAGUGACAAUAGCCAUGUUGCAUGAUCCCGCCAUUCAUUCGCCACCUCCUUCCUGAUCCCUGCCCCCAAAAGCAGAUAUGACGUGAUGGAAGAAACCAAAGUGUACAUAUGUUAUAAAAUAUUAAGAAGCUAAGCCACCAUGGUGGCAGUUGAACUAGAUUUUCCUUUUGUACAUCCUAGUUUAAUCUCCUUUGUACAUAAAGCAACUCUUUUUAAAUAUGUAAACUGAAAAGAAAAAAAAACUGUAAAUAUUUUCUAAGCAUUGGUCUUGUGUAGGGAUGUAAUCAAUCGAGUUCAAAUCGAUACAGUAUUAAA